UGAGCCCCAGACCACGCAGGGGGCGGGCAGGGCACCCAGCCCAGUCGCUCUGCAGGCCCCAAAGGCAGAUGCAGGUGGGGCCCCAGGGACCGAGCCCAUGGCCUCCACGGCCCAGGGGGCAGCUCGGGGGAAGGACAUGGGCUGCACUGAAGACCUGAAGCCUCCGGACCUGGACCAGACGAACGAGGGUGGCCGGGAGCUCGCUGCAGAUGCGGGGACACCCUGGGCCUCACGUGGAGAUGCAGGCCCCCCCAAGCCUGCCUUGGAAACCCCAGACACCCCUGAGCCCACCACGGAGGCCCAAGACAGACCUGAACUCACCUCAGAGGCUCCUGACUCCGCAAAGAUCCCAGACGCCCCCACUUUCACCCCAGAGAUCCUGGAGCCCACUGCGAAGAUCCCAGACCACCCAUACACCCCCACAGAGGUACUGGGACCCCCAGGCCUCUCCAAGGAAGCCUUGGGCCCCCCUGAGCCUGCCUCCGAAACCCCGGACCCCCCUGAGCCUGCCUCAGAGACCCCGGACCCCCCUGAGCCUGCCUCUGAGACCCCGGACCCCCCUGAGCCUGCCUCUGAGACCCCGGACCCCCCUGAGCCUGCCUCCGAGGACCCGGAUCCCCCUGAGCCUGCCUCCAAGACCCUGGACCCCCCAGAGGAUGUUUUGGAGGCCCCGGACCCCCCCGAGCCUGCUGCAGAGACCGUGGACCCCCUUGAGGAUGCCUCGAAGACCCCGGACCCCCCUGAGGAUGCCUCCGAGACCCCGGGCCCCCCCGAGCCUGCUGCAGAGACUGCGGACCCCCCUGAGCCUGCUACAGAGACCGCGGACCCUCCUGAGCCUGCUGCAGAGACCGCAGACCCCCCUGAGCCUGCUACAGAGACCCCGGGCCCCCCCGAGCCUGCUGCAGAGACUGCGGACCCCCCUGAGCCUGCCUCCAGUGGAGAGGAAAUAGCCAAAGGCCUGCUGGCGGGCGACAGGGGGGCCCACCUGCCUGCCGGUGUGGGAACGGAGGCCCCCGGGGCAGGAAACCAGGGGGACGGAGGCUUGGAGCCAGCACCCCAGGGCGCUGGGAAGGCUCCUGGGAGCGGCUGCCCCGAGGGUGGGCGGGUGCAGGCCCAGAAA
Messenger RNA from Myotis brandtii (Brandt's bat), 1120 nucleotides. Its product is annotated as MAGE-like protein 2. The record is from RefSeq and is a predicted model, not a curated record. The transcript has a single exon. The coding region runs from base 210 to 950 and encodes 246 amino acids. Lineage: Eukaryota; Metazoa; Chordata; Mammalia; Chiroptera; Vespertilionidae.